AUGGUCCCCGCCAAGGCAUCAGCAGGUGCCACUGGAGCAGCUGCCGCCGCGGCGCUGGCUGCCGCUGCUAGGGCGGAUAUCGCCGCCGUGGCCCCGGCGACCCCCGCGGACGUGUGCGCUGCCGAGGUACCGGUAGGCGCCCCUGAGGGGGCCGCCGCCGCCGUGCUCACGACCGCCGCUGGGGCGGGUGUCGCCAUCGAGGCUCCGGCGACCCCUGCGGACGUGAUCGCCGCCGAAGUACCGACGGGCGCCCCUGAGGCGGCGGCCGCCGUCGGGGCGGAUGUCGCCGCUGGGGAAGAUGCAGCCGCGGCCGCCAAGGAGAUAGCAGCAGCCAUUAUGGGUGAUCAACGUUGA
Brachypodium distachyon (stiff brome) is the source of this 354-nucleotide messenger RNA. RefSeq names its product testis-specific gene A8 protein-like. The record is from RefSeq and is a predicted model, not a curated record. The transcript has 2 exons. Lineage: Eukaryota; Viridiplantae; Streptophyta; Magnoliopsida; Poales; Poaceae. The coding region runs from base 1 to 354 and encodes 117 amino acids.